Molecule: messenger RNA, 1105 nt
Organism: Mesitornis unicolor (brown roatelo)
Lineage: Eukaryota; Metazoa; Chordata; Aves; Mesitornithiformes; Mesitornithidae
Gene: LANCL1
Product: LanC lantibiotic synthetase component C-like 1 (bacterial)
Exons: 6
Biological process (GO): carbohydrate metabolic process; peptide modification
Cellular component (GO): plasma membrane
Source: RefSeq, a predicted model, not a curated record
UUUGCUCCACCUACGCAAGCUUGACUCACGAGUGCCAGACGAACUGCUGUACGGGCGCAUGGGCUACCUCUACGCGCUGGUAUUUGUGAACAAGCACUUCGGAGAAGAUAAGAUCCCUCUGAGUCACAUCCAGCAGGUCUUUGAAGCAGUUGUAGCUUCAGGAGAGAGCUUGGCUAAAAGGAGGAACUUUACAGCAAAGAGCCCACUGAUGUAUGAGUGGUACCAGGAGUACUUCAUAGGGGCAGCCCAUGGUUUGGCUGGGAUUUACUACUAUCUCAUGCAGCCUGGCCUUGGAGUGAGCCAAGUAAAGCUGUAUAACACAGUCAAACCCAGCGUGGACUACGUCUGCCAGCUCAAGUUCCCAUCUGGCAAUUACCCUCCAUGCAUCGAGGACACCAGAGACCUACUCGUGCACUGGUGCCAUGGGGCACCAGGUGUUAUCUACAUGCUUGUUCAGGCCUACAAGGUCUUUGGGGAAGAGCAGUACCUAAACGAUGCCCUGCAGUGUGCAGAAGUAAUCUGGCAGUACGGGUUACUGAAGAAAGGCUACGGGCUGUGCCAUGGGACAGCUGGCAAUGCUUAUGGCUUCCUGGCGCUGUACAACCUCACACAGAACAUGAAGUACCUGUACAGGGCCUGCAAGUUUGCAGAGUGGUGUUUAAGCUAUGGGCAGCAUGGGUGCCGGACUCCAGACACGCCAUUCUCUCUUUUUGAAGGAAUGGCUGGAACCAUUUACUUUCUUGCUGACCUGCUGGUGCCGACCAAGGCCAAGUUCCCUGCAUUUGAACUCUAAACCUGAGCUUGGCAGUUUCCUGCCUGGAUCCUUCUGCACUUGGACAAGCAGUUCGAAGCUGCUGGUCUCCCUCUUUCAAACUCAUCGUUGUUCACCUCACUGAACGUAAAUCCAUCCGCCCAAGUGCUCUACUAUUUCUAGUAAUCUUGUUGCAUCGUUUCAUUUUUAAAGGCAGAAUGCAGAUGUUGCUGGUGUCUCUCAUCAACGCAGGGCAGCAGGUGGGAGCAGGGAGAAAGUGUACAGUAUUUUGUUGGCUAUAGAGUUUUGCUAUUUUCUGCAACCCAUUUCCUGGGAGAAAGUUUUUAUUGAAUG